Molecule: messenger RNA, 608 nt
Organism: Aspergillus heteromorphus CBS 117.55
Lineage: Eukaryota; Fungi; Ascomycota; Eurotiomycetes; Eurotiales; Aspergillaceae
Exons: 1
Coding region: 300-560 (86 amino acids)
Source: RefSeq, a predicted model, not a curated record
CAUCCUCUGUCCUCAAAAAUAUACUAUUGUCCAGCCUCCCCUAAAACCAUGAUUGUGAUUUGUUUGUGAAGCAAGUAAUAUCCACAAUUGAACCCAUUCCAUGCCUGGGAUCUACUAGCCAUUGAAAGACAAGGCUAACCCGAUCCUAAAAGCAGGAAGUCACGCAUGCAGUAGAACACUUGAUGUCAGUGAGUUACUGUUGGUAUGCCUCAAGCGUUCUUGAUCUUGGGGGUUGGCCCACCAGUGUAGACUAAAGCACGACUAGUGUUUCUAGCGUGAAAACAUAACAAACGCUCACAAUGCCAAACUGGUAUCCAUCUUCCAUCAAAUCAGCCCGGCUAGCUCAAUCGGCAGAGCGUGAGACUCUUAAUCUCAAGGUUGCGGGUUCAACCCCCGCGUUGGGCUUUUCUUUUUGCUCUUUUCCAACUCAAUCGCCAUAUCUUGGUGUCAUUGACGGGGAAAGGGAUAAUUACUUUUCUUCCCCACAAGAAAUUUCUUGUCCCCAAGACAUAGGGACCCCGAGAAUACGCACCGAGCCCCUACAACACAAAUGCCAAUGAAUGUUGUCACAUGUCUCUUGUAACAUCAGGUCUGCAAUGCUCCAGUGA